Fonsecaea nubica is the source of this 1674-nucleotide messenger RNA. RefSeq lists its product as hypothetical. Gene Ontology annotation, biological process: signal transduction. The record is from RefSeq and is a predicted model, not a curated record. Bases 1 to 1674 code for a protein of 557 amino acids. Lineage: Eukaryota; Fungi; Ascomycota; Eurotiomycetes; Chaetothyriales; Herpotrichiellaceae. Gene Ontology annotation, molecular function: protein binding. The transcript is spliced from 3 exons.
AUGGCCUUUCCCAGCGGAACUACAUAUCACGCCGACUCUGACGCCGAUGAUGAAUAUGAGCGAAGCGUCAUGACUUCUCCCACUCAGCUACACACCGAUUCAGAGACCUCGUCCGAGCCCGCCUCUAACGAACAUACCCCCACGACCUUUGACAACUCGGGAGAAGAUCCAAGCCUACCCAGGACGAUAAUAACAGAAUGGACACCAGAAGAGUGCGCUCAGUUUGUGUCUAGUUUGAAUCUGAGACAAUAUUGCCAUGCUUUUAUCGAACACGGCAUUGAAGGCGAAGCACUCGUUGCACUUAAACAUGACGAACUCAAAGAGAUGGGAAUCGCUAGUGUGGGACACCGGUUGACCAUACUCAAGAACGUUUACGAUUUAAAGGUCAACCAGGACAUACCUAUCGAACCAGAUGACUAUGUCCCGCCUACGGCCGAGCAAAAUCCACAAUAUGAAAUGGCAACCAAGGAAGAUAUCGAUCGACUCGCGAGAUCAAUUCUCCGGUUACGGGACGAGCGAAUUGCCCAGGCGGAGGCGCAGUUGACGAGGCUUGCAGAUGACUACCGCAAGUUGCGCCAGGAGCUACUACCAGUUUUCAAGAUGGCCAAGGAACGAUCCGAACCUCUCCCCUAUGCCCCUUAUCAAGGCACUACCAUCAGCCCAGAGGUGUACCAGCAAGAUGUCAUUUCACCUGCCCCAGCGACGCAGCCGGUGCCCGAAAAGACGAGCCUUACACGAACAUUCUCGAAGAAGCUGGGCCUCAGUUCUACCCCCAAGAACAACUCUCCAACACAUAUACCCAGUACAAUCCAUGAGGGUAGGACUUUCGCCGAAAGCAACUCGCUGGACCCUUCGGCAGCAGCAAGUCUAGCCUCAAACUCGCUAACCGCACAAAUGUCAGGUGGCGUACUAGGGCAACACCCUCAUCCCUCUCCAGGAGUCCCUUCCCCGACCUCACCGCUCCCCUACCAACAUCAACCACUCGCUCCCCGCUCCUACCAACGUGAAGGAGGAACCGUUAGCAGUGCUAUCCCUCGCUACGAUGGUGUCGACGACCGCCAAGUUACUAUCGAACGCGACCGUGACCCUCCCACUUCUGCGAAAUCGGCCUCUGGCAAACUCAACCCUUCAAACAGUACAAUCUCUAAUGCUUCUACCCUCAUCCCCUCGAGAGAACAAUCCGCCUCGGUCCCACCCCAGCUCCCCUCGAGCGCCGGUGUGGGCCACACGCCGCAUGGCAACAAAGAUAGUGGCACCGGAGGUGACGCUCCCUCUGUGGAAAUUUUCAAGUCUUUCCGCGUGGGCCUAGAAGAUCCGUGCUACAAAGUUCUCCCAGCCGCUCUCAGGAAAUAUAAUAUCCAGGCCGAUUGGCGACAAUAUGCACUUUAUAUCGUGUACGGCGACCAGGAGAGGUGUGUGGGACUGGAAGAGAAACCCCUCGCUUUAUUUAAGGAUCUGGACAGAGAGGGGAAGAAGCCGAUGUUUAUGUUGAGAAAGUUAGGGAACGUGAUGGUUGGAGACGUGCCACCAACAGCAGGCGUGGGGAUGAAGCCACCCCUGGGAGGUAUAGGUAGCAGCAGUUUAGGGACUGCUACCACAGGAGUCGUUUCUGGAGGCGCACCGAGCGUCAGGGCAAUGCCGCCUGCGCAGACGUUGCCAGGCGGAGUUUUAUGA